Stomoxys calcitrans (stable fly) is the source of this 2264-nucleotide messenger RNA. Its product is annotated as apyrase. NCBI's taxonomy places the organism in Eukaryota, Metazoa, Arthropoda, Insecta, Diptera, Muscidae. Gene Ontology annotation, molecular function: UDP phosphatase activity; calcium ion binding; GDP phosphatase activity. The transcript is spliced from 2 exons. The record is from RefSeq and is a predicted model, not a curated record. The coding region runs from base 278 to 1648 and encodes 456 amino acids. Gene Ontology annotation, biological process: proteoglycan biosynthetic process.
GUCUUUGAUAUUUAAGUGCAUCCUGAUUAGCGGGGCUUAUGACUUUACCUUCUAAUUGUACCAAUCUCUUAAUUGUACCAUGAAUUUUUCCAAGGAAGUUAGCCAUAUGACAAAGUUCACCCAUACACUUGCAAAUUGACGCACAUGCCACAGAAUGAAAGUACGCACAAUCGCAAUUUACUAGAAUUAGUAGAAUUUUUUAUUUUUUUUUAAGAAGAGAAAAAAACAUGCGUGGAAGAAAUUCAGUUGUUUGACGUUUUCGAAGAUAAAUGGAUAAAUGAAGCAAAAACAUACGUACGCUGUAAACAAAAAUUUCGCCACGCCAUCAUUUGCUUCCGUAUCCACGCAUAGUUUUCAAGAGGCCAACGAUAGCACCCCAAGAACAUCACACAAUCGUUCAGUCAUGUACAGCCGUGACUGGCGAUCCGCUCUGCGGACUCCACCCACAUACCGAAUUGGAAAUAGGACUGUCCGCUUUAACUAUCAUAUAGCAAUGCUUAUUGUGGGAACCUGUGCUUUAAUUGUUUUAUUCUAUUACGUCCGUGGAGGCAGUACGUCAUCUUCAGAUGCGGCUUGGUUAAAAAAAUACGCCAGCUCAACAAGUGGUCACCGAAAUGCAAACUUAAUUGGCACUAGCGAUAACAAAAAUUCUAUAUUAGAUUCCUUCUUGCCAUAUAAUACUACGUAUCCUUUAACGCCUGCUGUCGUCGCAAGGCCUGGAAUGGUUACAUUCCGAAUAGCUAUGGUUGCAGAUCUAGACACUAACUCAAAAGUAAAUAGCAACGGCGGAACAAUUUGGCGUAGCUAUUUCAAAAAAGGACACCUGACGUACAUAGCGGCUAAGAAUGAAAUUGUCAUAACUUGGGAUUCUGGAGAACCGCAUGCUUUGGAAUCAGCUUUUUCCUUAAAAGGGCGCGGCAUGGAGCUUUCCGAAUUGGUGACAUUCAAUGGUCGCAUAUUAAGUUUUGAUGAUCGCACUGGUCUGGUAUAUGAUGUAACUAAUAGUGAAAAGCCAAUACCAUGGAUUAUUUUACUUGACGGAAAUGGAUACAAUGUGAAAGGAUUCAAGUCUGAAUGGGCUACAGUCAAAGAGCGUAUGCUAUAUGUUGGUUCGAUGGGAAAAGAAUGGACAACAGGAAUGGGCGAUUUUGAAAACGAAAACCCUAUGUUUGUUAAAGUGAUUUCUCCAUCUGGUGCAGUAAAAUCACUUGAUUGGUCCAAUAAUUUUAAAAGGAUAAGGGAAGAGGCAUCUCAAAUAAUAUGGCCCGGUUAUAUGAUACAUGAAAGUGGCGUCUGGUCGGAAUUUCAUAAGAAGUGGUUUUUCUUGCCAAGAAGAUGUUCCAAAGAAAAAUACAAUGAGACCCGCGACGAACACAUGGGAUGUAACCUUCUGAUUUCCGCAGAUGAAAACUUCAACAAAAUAGAAACUAUAGUUUUGGAUCCCAACAAUACAAAAGCUACGCAAGGAUUUUCAAGUUUUAAAUUUAUACCAGGUACUGACGACCGCAUUAUUGUUGCAUUGAAAACUGAAGAAUUGAAUGGUAAAACUACUACGUACAUUACAGCUUUUGAUAUACAAGGAAAAACAGUAUACGCUUUAAAGCACAUCGAAACUGAUUUGAAAUAUGAAGGCUUUGAGUUUAUUUAGUUAUUUAAUAGGUUGUUGUAGCAAUUUCACUUGAAGCAUCAUAGUAUUUAAUGUAGAAGAAAAAAUAUUAACGAUACCUGAAGGUCCAAAAAAAAAAAUGAUUAAGUCAUAUAUCCAUGUUGUGUGAGAAUUUCAUGAAAAGCUGCGAAAGUACUGUUUCUGUCCAUUUGAACGCAUAAAUAAUCAGAUAUUGGCCUCUUUUACGAAGAUUGUUUCUAAAUUUCUACUACGAUUUCAAUCGAAACCAAUAAAAAUGCUUGCAAGCUAAAUUUAUUGGAAAAAUCCUACAUUUUUUUAAAUAAUACCCAACAAAAUGCAAAACCAGGGGCCGAUUUAAUGCAGACAUUAACAAUCUUUCAUUUUUGAAUUAUCUCUUCCGAUAAUGAAUGAUUUCUUGUGAAAUGCAAGAAGGCAUUCGAUAACAUCCAUUAAAUACAUGAUAAGUUUUUAUUCGAUACGAAAGCGCACCCAUUAACAUAUCCGGUGUAUCGGUCCCAGGUUAAACUUCGGUUGGCGCGAUUUGCUUAAAAACAAAAGCUUAUAAUCACAAGUCACGAAACUGUAACUUUGCGUUGCCAAGAGAUAAAGCCAUAAAAUAAAAAUUCGUAGAAAGCUA